AUGGCCCAUGAUCAUCGCUCUCACUGGACAGCGUUUUUGCCACUCAUGCUUCUGGGCAUCCGUGCCGCCUACAAACCGGACCUCAGCUGCAGCUCCGUCCAGCUCGUCUACGGCUGCACCCCCUUGCGCCUUCCCGCUGAGUUCCUCACCCCACAAGAACGAGAACUCCAGCCUUCCGCGCUGCUCGAUCGCUUGUGGCAUGCCUUUGAUAACUCUGCCCAGUUCCCACGCGUGCAAACUCUUCAGCUCAGCCCUACAUUCCGCAGGAGUUAUCCACCGCCACCCACGUUUUCCUCCGUUCCGACGCCAUCAAGAAAUCUCUUUCCCCCUUAUCCUGUACUUGAGAAAUCGGACAAGAUCUUCCGUAUAGCCAUCAACGGCAGGCACGAUACGGUCACUGUCGAUAGGCUGAAACCAGCCUUUUUGGAGAACCCUAACCUUGUCGCCUCGUCGCUCACCGGCCCAUCGCCUGUAUACGCUGCUUCCACCAGCUCCACCAAGCGCGUCGUUUCCAGCGGGGGGGGGGUGCCCUGUAGCGACACACAGCAGAAGAUGAAGUUGAUGCGCCACCAGCAGCACAUCGCAAAGCCCGAGCUUUAA
Ornithodoros turicata is the source of this 600-nucleotide messenger RNA. RefSeq lists its product as uncharacterized. The record is from RefSeq and is a predicted model, not a curated record. The coding region runs from base 1 to 600 and encodes 199 amino acids. NCBI's taxonomy places the organism in Eukaryota, Metazoa, Arthropoda, Arachnida, Ixodida, Argasidae. The transcript has a single exon.